AAUUUCAAUUCAAUUUUAUUUAUAUAGCGCCAAAUCACAACAACAGUUAUCUCACAGCGCUUUUCAUAAAAGAGCAGGUCUAGACCGUACUCUGUGAUGAUAACCGUGUUCAUUGAUGUUUUACAAUUGUAUUUUGAAAAUUUACCGCAUUCUUUAUGCUGCGUCUCACUUCCUGCCUGGUUUGGCUUUAUGCUGCUUGACGUGGCUUCCGUCAGAAACUGGACUGACUACCUAUUCUCUGCAGUGCGGAGAGCCGGUCUGGGAGGCUUCUCGGAUGCGCUGUGGCCGCAUCUGGUGAACUCACAAGCAUUAACUAGAAUGGCCACAAUUAGCUCUGGCAACCGCGAUGCAGCUGUAACACCAUGCUUAAGCCUACUCUUAAAUGUGGAGAUGGUGUCUGCCUCCUGAACCCAAACUGGAACCUGGUUCCACAGGAGAGGAGCUUGAUAGCUGAACGCUCUGGCUCCCAUUCUACUUCGGAGACUAUCAAAUGCAGCGCUGAGAUCUAAUAAAACCAGUGUAGAGACAAGUCUGAUGCAUUAGGAGGUCAUAAGUAAUUUUCACCAGCGCUGUCUCUGUGCACUCUAAAUCCUGACUGAUUUACACUGUGAAGUAUCACCAAAUGUUUAUUUGAAUUCACAAAGACUGUGAAGUAAAAACGAGUUGUUUUGUAGAUGUUUAGUGGUGAAUGCUAAUGACAUGUAUUAUCAAUGAUAAACCACCCUAAGAUGUUUCAGAGGGUACAAGUGCUCUUAAGUGUGUGUAUGUCUGUGUGAGUUUGAGUGUGUGUGAGGGGCGUUAAUGGAUGCUGAUAAGCCACCGGGAGGGCAACACUGAUAAGCUGCUGCAUGUUAACUCAUAGUCUACAAUGUGUGUGUGUGUGCAUGUGUAUAUACAUAUAAUCAAUAUCAUGUAUUAUGUACAGAAUGUAUUAUAGGUGUAAACUAAGGUCAUUUUUUAGACUCCUGCAUGUUUACAUGUGUUUUUUCAACAACAAUGAUGACGAGGUUCCCUCGUUUUCUCUUUUCCUUCUCAUACACUGUCACUGUCCUCCUUCUUUCUCUGUAGAUAGACAGAAAAGGUGGAGCUAAAGGGAACCUCUACUAUAAAGGAGGGGUACACGCUGUCCACGAACACGCUUCUUUAUCCAACGUGCACAUUUUUACAUUGUUUAUCAACCAAAUCUCAACAGCUUUUUCCCAUGUUUCGUUGGCACACUUUACAUUGACCAUGCUGACUUUCACAUGGAUGUGUCCACAGUUAACGUGCAGGAAAAUGGUAGAAUUAAUGAUAUGACUGAAUUAGAAGUCCCAGGCGUGGGGGAGCAUCCCCCGCCGUACAUGAUCUUUGUGGUAGUCUUCCUCUUCUUCCUUACCGGACUGUUCGGCUUCCUCAUCUGCCACCUGCUGAAGAAGAAGGGCUACCGCUGCCGCACCGGAGACAUGGACGAUGAAGAGGAGGAGGAGGAGAAGCUUGGAGGAAAUAAAGAUGAAGAGGAUGAAGAGAACCAGGAUACAGUGGAGCAGAUCCUCAAAUGCAUUAUUGAAAAUGAAGCUAACAUGGAAGCUUUCAAUGAGAUGUUGGGAAACCACAAUGUCUGUUUGCGCCACGACCCCAGGUUGCGUAAGGAGUCUAUUGGUGGUGUUCCUCCACAUCACCACACAGUCCACUCAGGCACCGACCACAACUCCUGCCACCUCUGUGCUCAGGUCCGAUCAAAAAAGGGCCGCCGUCAAAGUCGAACCCCCCGCUCCAAACAACGACCUGGAGAACAGACUGUCUUCUCUGUUGGCAGGUUCCGAGUGACACACACUGAUAAGAAGCUCCAUGGAAGUCCUCAUCUGUUUGUCAGUUCAGGGGAUCAGCUGGACCAAUCCCAGGACAGUGAGGAGCGGAAGGAGGGCGUUUACAAUCUGAGAAGCAUGUUCAAGGAUGUGCGACCGCCUUCAGAGAGCUCCAAUGGGGUUGCUUCAAGUGUGGGGAAACGUAGAAAGAGUGUAAGCAUAUUCGGGCUGAGGCGGGGCAGUGACCCUGUUGGCAUUAAAGUAGGAGAGGAGACAUGUGGGGAGACCGGAGGUGUUAGAUUCGCUGUUCAUCAGCAACCUGUAGUGCUGGAGGAACUGUUGCACUCCGAGAACAUUGGAGUUGCCUCUGAAAUUAUUACUAAACCUGGUAUCAAUUCUGAAAUUGAGUUCUCAAAAAAUCAAACACCUGCUUCACCUCAAUGUGAGGCUAAAAAUUCAGGUUCUGUUAAUUCUCCCUCUUCCCAAAGUAAGAAUCAGGCCCAUGAGUCUAACUCUGCUCUUGUAGAUGGCUCUAAACAUGGGCCCAGUCUUGAACUUCAUAUAAACCUUAUGAUCAAACCUUCUAUUGGGAGUACAGCGGCUUCUGCCCCCAGCUCUCUUCCUCUUCCAUCUCCUGCUUCAUCUGGACAGAUUUUUAAGACAACAGAGAAACAAGGAGAUCUCGAGAAUAAGGUGUUAAAAAAUGAGUCAUAUGAUCCUGGGCCACAACAGACCUCUACACCCAUUGCCCCCAUGCCUGGAUCUAUUCCAAGUUUCACUCCUGUCAUUCCUAGAGGUCAACCCGAUCCCUUUCCUAGCACAUGUUUUCUAGUUAACCAAACUCCCCCUGACCCAAGCUCCAGCACAGAUUUGAAACCAGUUUUAGGUGCUAGUCUAGCUUUAAUAAGCCAAGGUUCAUCCCCUUCAUCUUCAUUCCCAAUCAAGACUCCCUCUUCAGCCUCUUCAUUAAAAACUUCUACCUCAACCCUGGCUGUCACACUCAGCCCCAAACUAAGCUCAAGGAACAUGCCAUCAGAGGCUGCACAAACUACCAUUUCACCUCCACUCCCAUCAGGCCAAGGGAUGUCUAGCCAAUGCCCUAUUCCAUCUUCAUUCUUUGAAAAAAGCACUAGUCCAUUACAGGCCGGAAAUCCCUCACCUGCUCUUACUGCUAGCCCCAAACUCAACAAUAUACCUGUAUCACUCACAACCCCUUUUUCUUCUCCAGCUGAUAAAAAACUAUCCAUGGGUUCACCUUGUCUGUCAGGAGGUGUAACAUCAAUGACCAAAGGGGAUAUGGUUUCAAGCCAGUUAUCUCUAAAAGAACAAGAGCUAGAAACAGACAGAAUCCCAAGGGCAGUAGAAAAGACAGAAAUAAGGAGGGUUGGGAUUCUCAAAACAGCUACACUUUCACCAGUUGAGGGAGAUUCUAAAGGUUUUCCCCAGUCCUGUCCUACUGAUCAGCUAGAAAGACUGAACAGUUUGCCUCUAUCACCUAUAAGGAUCAGAAAAAGUAGUGUGAGCAUUGUCAAAGCCAGCCUUGAUAGCAAGAGAGAGUUUUCUGAUGUCACUAUGCUGGAAAGUUCGACUUCAAUAUCAGACCAGAAAGGACAGACCUCUGAAUUUGGGGUUAAAUCAAAAAAGGCCAGAAUUAUCGCAGCAGUAGGUCAGGAAGGAGAGCUUUCUGUUUCAGGUGUUGGACAACCUGAAAGUCAAAGUGGAGAGAGUUCUGCAGCCGAGGUUAGGCCAAUGGUAAGCAAAGAGAAGGAUGAUAUGGUGGAAAUGGAAGAUAUUAGGGACUGCAAAGUGAAGCAGGUGGAAGAAGCAGAGAGAAUAGAGGAAAAAUUGUAGAAGUUGGGGAAGAUUUAGUUGAAACAGCAUUGAUAGGUUGUGUCUCAUUUAGCGUCUCAGGUUGCUGCUGCAAUGGAAAACGGAGGAAGGCGGGCCAAAACCAUGUUGAGUAGAGUCGAGGCAAGGCGAGUUGAGCUGGUACCAGUAAUGGAAAGUGAUAAAAUAACAGGGGGAUGGCUGACUGGGAAACCUGGACCCCAUCCAGUUGGGCUUCCUUGUACUUUGCUUAUUUUCUGGCCCCUUGAACUGAUUUUUAGGGCCAUUUCUCUGAAAUAAUGUACAAUUAUUACAUUAAAUUGUCCAAAAAAAAAGAAAA
Molecule: messenger RNA, 3951 nt
Organism: Micropterus salmoides (largemouth bass)
Lineage: Eukaryota; Metazoa; Chordata; Actinopteri; Centrarchiformes; Centrarchidae
Gene: rell2
Product: RELT like 2
Exons: 6
Coding region: 1245-3635 (796 amino acids)
Biological process (GO): positive regulation of p38MAPK cascade; positive regulation of cell-substrate adhesion
Source: RefSeq, a predicted model, not a curated record